AUGUCAGGUGUAGCUUUGUUAACCCAAGCAAAUCAUGUACCAUCACCACCAUCGAUCCGUAGAACGUCUAAUCCGACUUCAACUCAUCAAUCUAAUGGAAACUUAAACGAUCCACAACUUUUGAAUAUCAACUCUUCGACUUCUAAUGGGUUUCGAUCACCUACUUCUGUACUUCAUCAACAUGGCUCUAAUUAUGAUUUGGCUAGUGAAUUUGAUGAUCAGUUUCUUGGAACGGGCUAUGCUGUGGCUUCUAGAAAACGAAACUUUGAUUUCCAUUCAAUCUUUAAAGCUAUUCCUCAAGAUGAUUAUUUAAUUGAAGAUUAUGGUUGUGCUUUACAACGUGAUAUUUUGGUUCAAGGUAGAUUAUAUAUUUCUGAACAACAUCUUUGUUUUAAUGCGAAUAUCUUUGGAUGGGUUACAACUUUGGUCUUACCAUUUUCAGAUGUGGUUUCGAUUGAAAAGAAAAUGACUGCUUUGAUUAUUCCGAAUGCAAUACAAGUGAUGACCAUGCAAAGUCGUCAUACAUUUGCUUCAUUUAUCUCACGUGAUGUAACAUACGAUUUAAUGAAUAAUAUAUGGAGGAUUUCACAUCCCACAAUUCCAACGCAUAAUAAUUCAUCAACAAUUUCAUUGAAUCCAGCUAUAGGUAAU
Melampsora larici-populina 98AG31 is the source of this 651-nucleotide messenger RNA. RefSeq lists its product as uncharacterized. The annotation marks the transcript as partial. Gene Ontology annotation, biological process: intracellular sterol transport. Gene Ontology annotation, cellular component: endoplasmic reticulum membrane; endoplasmic reticulum-plasma membrane contact site; plasma membrane. Gene Ontology annotation, molecular function: sterol binding; sterol transfer activity. Lineage: Eukaryota; Fungi; Basidiomycota; Pucciniomycetes; Pucciniales; Melampsoraceae. The record is from RefSeq and is a predicted model, not a curated record. The transcript has 4 exons.